GCGACUUCCGGCAAUAUUCUCGGGUGCGACGCAGUCGGUGCGCACUGAGGCUGUCGCGUCGGGUGAGGCCAGGAGAACUAUGCCAUUUCUGGGUCAGGACUGGAGAUCCCCUGGGUGGAGUUGGAUUAAAACUGAAGAUGGCUGGAAGAGAUGCGAGUCCUGCAAUCCGGAGCUGGGAAGAGAAAGCAGCCAGUGUAGUCUCAGCCAUGACGUUAUGUUAAAUAGUGAAGAUGAAGAGAUAUUCAAUAAUGAAGAAUGUGAAUAUGCGUCCAAAAAAAGGAAAAAGGACCAUUUCAGAAAUGACACAAAUACUCAAAGUUUUUAUCGUGAAAAAUGGAUCUAUGUCCAUAAAGAAAGCACAAAAGAAAGGCACGGCUACUGCACUCUAGGGGAGGCGUUCAACCGCCUGGACUUCUCCAGUGCCAUCCAGGAUAUCCGGAGGUUUACAUACGUGGUCAAACUAUUGCAGCUGAUUGCAAAAUCCCAGUUAACUUCGUUGAGUGGUGUUGCACAGAAGAAUUACUUCAACAUUCUGGAUAAAAUUGUUCAGAAGGUGCUCUGUGACCACCAGAACCCUCGCCUAAUCAAGAACCUCCUGCAGGACCUGAGCUCCACCCUCUGCACCCUUAUUAGAGGGGUAGGGAAGUCAGUGUUGGUGGGCAACAUCAACAUUUGGAUUUGCCGUUUAGAAACUGUCCUUAACUGGCAACAACAACUACAGAACCUUCAGAUGACGAAGCAGGUGAAUGAUGGCCUCACCCUCAGCGACCUGCCAUUACACACGCUGAGCAACAUCCUCCAUCGCUUCUCAGACGGGUGGGAUGUCGUCACCCUGGGCCAGGUGACGCCCACCCUGUACGUGCUCAGCGAGGACAGGCAACUGUGGAAGAAGCUGUGUCAGUACCAUUUUGCUGAAAAGCAGUUUUGUAGACAUUUGAUUCUUUCAGAAAAAGGACAUGUAGAAUGGAAGUUGAUGUAUUUCACACUUCAGAAGUAUUACCCAACCAAGGAGCAGUAUGGAGACACCUUGCAUUUUUGCCGGCACUGCAGCAUCCUCUUCUGGAAGGACUCAGGUCACCCCUGCACUGCGGCUGACCCCGACAGCUGCUUCACGCCCGUGUCCCCACAGCACUUCAUCGAUCUCUUCAAAUUCUAAAGGCAGCCCUCACCCUGCUGUGGCCGUCAGAUGUGAACACCGCGCAUUCUGUGCUUACUUGGUGGAAAGUGUUCUCGUGACCAAAAGCCAUGAUGGUUCUGCUACUGGCAGUAUCUGGAGGCCCACACUUCUGGAAAGAACUGGAAAGAACAUGAAAAACUGCCACUCUGGGCUGUGCGGCAGGAAUGAUUGUUGUACAUUUCUGUCUUUGAAGGAGUCAGGAGACCCAAGAAAAUCAUUUCUGUUCUUCCUUUUAAACUUCUUUUCUUCUAAGCAUCUUAAAAUUUGCAAUUUUGUAUAUUUAUAAAUCAGAUCAAAAAAGAUUUUUGGUUUUAAACUCUACAUUCUGUGCUAAAUAGAUACGAAUGACCAAGAAUAUGCUUCUGGGGUGUCAGGUGACAGUUCUCCAUGGACAUCUUCCACCCCACAGGGGAAGAGGGGAGAACACUGAUCCUUGUAAAUACAUUAUAAGAAAAAUAAAUAAUCACACACAGUUACUUUCA
Marmota flaviventris (yellow-bellied marmot) is the source of this 1659-nucleotide messenger RNA. It is a transcript of the gene Fbxo25, whose product is annotated as F-box protein 25. Lineage: Eukaryota; Metazoa; Chordata; Mammalia; Rodentia; Sciuridae. Gene Ontology annotation, biological process: protein ubiquitination. Gene Ontology annotation, cellular component: SCF ubiquitin ligase complex; cytoplasm; nucleus. Gene Ontology annotation, molecular function: protein binding. The record is from RefSeq and is a predicted model, not a curated record.